UCAGGAUCAUCCAACGCAAGCAGUUGUAGCAAGCUGUAUUCUUCUAUACGCACGCACGCACAUACAUUCCAGCGAAACGAAUUUCUCACUCGGGAGUAGGAUCCACGUCCACCGCACGUGUGUGAAAAAGUUCGUUCGCUCGAUUGUCGAGCCAUCGCCUCACACUGUCUCUUUGCUCUACUAAUUGUCUUAUGAGUUCGGAAAAACCCGAAGAAAAGAACCCCGAGGAAUCUCCUCCGAAAGUAGAUUUGCCGAUAGGCGAAGAGAAGGAGAAAUUGGCAGAAAACUCGGAUGUACUGGAUGGGGUUGCGACGGUGGAUCAAAAGGAGGAAGCUGCCGAAACCCGCAUCAACUCUAAAAAGGACAGCGAUGAGCUUACUAAGAGAUUGCAAAAGCUUGCUUUGGAACGUCAAAAAGCGAGCACGGGGGAUCGUUUGAAAGUCAUUCAAUCUGACACGAGCUCGCACUUGUCCAGCGUGAAAACAUUCGACGAACUCAAUUUGCCGAAGCAUUUAUUGGACGCUGUUUAUGCCAUGGGUUUUGAUCGACCGUCGGCGAUUCAAGAAGAAGCUCUACCGCGAAUUUUGGCCGACCCCAUGCGGAAUUUGAUUGGACAAGCUCAGGCUGGUAGCGGCAAAUCGGCGGCCUUCACCUUGGGAAUGCUCUACCGGAUCGUGGUUGAUUCACCAGCGACGACGCAAGCUCUGUGUGUCACACCAACACGGGAAUUAGCCAUUCAGAUUGUGGAUAAAGCGGUCAAACCGCUGGCGGCUAAUAUGAAAGGUCUCAAAAUAUGUCUAGCCAUCGCCAAUACGUUCAUUGACCGCGGAAAGACUGUAGAUGCACACUUGGUCGUUGGAACCCCGGGAAAGGUUUCUGAUUUCCUCAAGCGUAAAAAUCUAAAUCCCAGAACGAUUAAAGUCUUCGUCUUGGACGAAGCGGACCAUAUGGUGGAAGAAGGUGGUCAUAGAGCGAAUUCGCUCGUUAUCAGAAAGGUCAUGCCGCCAACCUGUCAGUCGCUCUUCUUUUCGGCUACUUUUCCUCCCGAGGUCGUUCAGUUUGCGGAGAAGAUGGUUGAGAAACCCGACAAGAUUCUCAUCGAAGAUGGACCCGAAUUUUUAGUCGUGGACAAUAUUCGACAACUCUGGGUUGACACACGAAACUACGAGGGCGGAAAAAUCGAGUUUUUGGCUGACAUUUAUUCUCUCAUGAGCAUCGGUCAAAGUAUCGUCUUUGUUGGUACUGUUGUUCAAGCUGACAAAGUGUACAACACGCUGACGAGCUCUGGGUACACCUGCUCCGUGCUGCAUAGUAAAGUUGGCCCCGAAAACCGGGACACAACUAUGGAAGCCUUUCGCAACGGCGAAAGCAACGUCUUAAUUACGACGAACGUUUUGGCACGAGGUGUGGACGUUGAUAAUGUUGGCCUCGUCAUAAACUAUGAUGUGCCAAUAGACAAGGAUGGCAAUCCUGAUCAUGAAACGUACCUCCAUCGCAUUGGUCGCACCGGGAGAUUCGGACGGAAGGGAACAGCAAUCAAUCUGAUUUCGGACGAAAAGUCCAUUGGGAUAUUGGCUGCCAUUGAAAAGUUUUAUUCGCCCGCCAAAGAAAUGAUCAAACAAGUAGAGGCUGAUCCCGAAACACUAGCGGACCACAUCCAAAUCUAACAUUAGCGAGACAGGGAUCAAAAAUAGGAAACAAUUUGCUCCUU
Molecule: messenger RNA, 1711 nt
Organism: Phaeodactylum tricornutum CCAP 1055/1
Lineage: Eukaryota; Bacillariophyta; Bacillariophyceae; Surirellales; Neidiaceae
Exons: 2
Coding region: 192-1667 (491 amino acids)
Biological process (GO): poly(A)+ mRNA export from nucleus
Cellular component (GO): cytoplasmic stress granule; nucleus
Molecular function (GO): RNA helicase activity; ATP binding; RNA binding
Source: RefSeq, a predicted model, not a curated record